AUGACUCAUAUCGUUCGAGAUUUGGAUAGGCCAAGCUCUAAAAUGCACAAGAAAGAGAUCGUUGAAGCGGUCACAGUGAUUGAAACCCCACCAAUGGUCAUCGUUGGUGUUGUUGGUUACGUUGAAACGCCUCGUGGUCUCCGAACGUUGACCACCGUCUGGGCUGAACAUUUGUCCGACGAGGUGAAACGCCGUUUCUACAAAAAUUGGUAUCGUUCAAAGAAGAAGGCGUUCACAAAAUAUGCCAAAAAGCACGCCGACGGUGCCAAGGAUAUUCUUAAGGAACUUGAACGCAUCAAAAAAUACUGUCAAGUCGUUCGUGUGUUGACUCACACUCAAAUCCGAAAGGUAAAAAUAGGUCAAAAGAAAGCUCAUCUAAUGGAGAUUCAGGUUAACGGUGGAAGCAUAGCGGAGAAGGUUGAAUGGGCGAGAAGCCAUUUUGAGAAGGAGAUAGACAUUCAUUCGGUCUUUGAGCAAGAUGAGGUAAUUGACGUUAUUGGUGUCUCAAAGGGUAAAGGAUUUGAAGGUGUGACGCAUCGAUGGGGAACAAAGAAACUUCCUCGUAAGACACAUAAAGGCUUGCGCAAGGUCGCUUGUAUUGGCGCGUGGCAUCCCUCGAGAGUAAUGUAUUCUGUUCCGCGUGCCGGUCAAAAUGGGUAUCACCACCGGACCGAGGUUAACAAGAAGAUUUACCGUAUUGGAAAAGGAAAUGAAGAGACCAAUGCAUCGACAGAAUAUGAUGUUACCAAAAAGCAGAUUACGCCAUUAGGUGGAUUCCCACAUUACGGCAUUGUGAACGAGGAUUUGAAAUCUUUGAUCACACACACUAAACGUUCAGCCCUGGAGAAGAUCUCCCUUAAGUUUAUCGAUACGAGCUCCAAAUUUGGUCAUGGCAGGUUCCAGACUGCCGAAGAAAAACGUGCAUUCCUUGGAACCCUCAAGAAGGACCUUAAGAAGGACCUUAAGGAAACUGAGAAUUAA
Messenger RNA from Acaulospora colombiana, 981 nucleotides. Lineage: Eukaryota; Fungi; Glomeromycota; Glomeromycetes; Diversisporales; Acaulosporaceae. The record is from the annotation of a GenBank genome assembly.